Molecule: messenger RNA, 2150 nt
Organism: Dreissena polymorpha
Lineage: Eukaryota; Metazoa; Mollusca; Bivalvia; Myida; Dreissenidae
Exons: 11
Coding region: 1-1458 (485 amino acids)
Cellular component (GO): membrane
Molecular function (GO): calcium ion binding
Source: RefSeq, a predicted model, not a curated record
AUGACAGGGAACGAUGACACUUCCGGUAAGCUUCAAGGGAACCCGAAGUUACAUAAGCCAGGAAUGCCGUUACGCACCAAUGUGAAUGAGGGCGUCAUCGUGAUGAUGGACACUGUGUUGGAGAACAACACCUUCUCAUUCAACGACGAACACUUUAUACAGACGGAAGGGACGGCAUUUGGCUCACGCCUCGGGCUGAACUAUGCAUCAACCUACAUGGGUGCUUGGGAAGAGGAACUUUUCCGGCAAUCAGAAAAGCAACCAAUCGCACACUUCCGGUUUGUGGAUGAUGUGUGGGGCUUAUGGACGCAUGAGGAGGUUGCCUACCGAAAGCACAGGCAGGCGGUAAAAACACAGCUCGUGAACCGUGGAUAUGACGGGGCGUUUGUAGAGACCGAAUUGAUAAAGGUCAAGCUGGUUCGAGAAUACGACAUGGAUAAGGGGUUGUCUGGCACUGCCACCUGUAACAUAACUGCACGUGACACCGGCGGUUUUACAGAUACAAAGUCAUUUACACUCACGGUGAAGAAAAUAAACGACAUCGCACCAGAGUUUCCCCACAAGAACUACGUCUUUUUCCAAAAACCGUCGGAUACGUUUUUCACGCUGAUCGCAAACAUGUCGGGAUCGGAUGCCGACGUUGUUGAUACGCCGACCGUUCUGACCUAUAGGUUUGGUCCCACCCCCACCAGUACCAUCGCUUCAACGGAGUCCCAUUUUCAGAUUGAUGAAGACGGAAUACUCUACAUACGUAACGUCUCUACGGUUCCUGACGGCUCGUAUAAGACGUUCGAGAUCAUCGUCUCCGACAAUGACGCUACGGCGCCUCUGGAAGGAACGUGUACAGUUACUGUGAUAUUUAGUGGGGUGGCGACAACAACAACAACGACGACCGAGAGGUACUAUGUCUUUUUGGACGACCAUGAGAAUUACUGGUGGAUGUUUCUGCUCGGCGCCCUCGUGUUUGCCGCCGUCGUCAUCAUCAUCUUCAUCGCCUGCAACGAUCCCAGGAUCUACGACUAUGUCGUUUACCAGAUGAACAGGUUUGCUCACUGGUGCCGUCGCAAGCCGAAGCCGAAGGCACCAAGGAGAACGGUUGGGAAGCUUACCGUUACGGUUAACAACAAGCGACUUGAGAACGACCCUGACAACGCGUUGCCAUGGGAGCUGCUCGCUAAAGAUGGUGACGUACCGGAACUAAAUCAAGUCCAGGCGGAUAUUCAGAAAAGAAAGGAGAAAAGGGACCGGGACUAUAAGAACUUCAAGGGGUUGCCCAUAUUCGAGAAGGGCAAAGGGCCUCGGCCUGACUCGGCCCAGUCUACGUCAUCAAUUUCCAGUGAUGUCACGAGGACAAGUGAGUCCCCGAAAUAUGCCACAUUUGUCAGCAAAGACGACAAUCUGGACGAGGGAGGUGAAGGUCAAUGGGGCAACCUGGAAGGAGCAACGGGAGGGAAAUAAGUGUCAUUGAGAGAUCGUUAAAGCCACACACCUUGAAAUGAAAUACAUGUUCAUCAAUACAUAUAGAUGCAAUUUGAAAGUGUGCAAAAUUGUCAUUAAAUCUAUGGCCCAGUUAGCAAGUAAUUUAUUAUUUUUCAAACGGUACCGCUUUUAAAACCGAAAGUAGGAUUUCCAUACGUAUACGUCCGUUUCGACAAACGCGAUUAUUUUUAAGUUUUAAGGUACAAAAAAGACGGAUCUCUACCUUGUAACCACCAUAUAAAUUCUUAUUGGCAUAGAUAAAAUAUGUUUCUUAUUUAUACUCAAAUUUACUAUGCCAAAUGAGUUGUGUGGCUUUAAAUAACCUCGUCUGCGCAUGUUUCGUAUUUGCAGACCUUUGUUUGGACAACAGAGCGUUCGUUUUAUACAUGUACAUUGAUCUUGCCAUGCCGUUAGCAAACCGUUUUGAAUACAGAGUAAGGCGAGUGUAAGUUAGUCGCAACAAACUAUGUUGAGGGAAUUGUUACUCUGUAUAAACCUUUUUACGUUUUUUCCUUUUCAUGUUUAAUUAGAUGUUUUGUUUAAAAACGCUGUUUGACACAUUUUAUAUUUUAUUUCGCACUUAAAAAGGACAUUGUUUUUUAGAUGGAAUUUAUUUAUUAAUAUAAAAAUGUUGGUUGUUGUUUUAUAUGUUGUUAUUAUAGAUGUGUUUU